This is a messenger RNA of Aspergillus ibericus CBS 121593, 652 nucleotides long. Its product is annotated as GNAT family N-acetyltransferase. Bases 20 to 640 code for a protein of 206 amino acids. Lineage: Eukaryota; Fungi; Ascomycota; Eurotiomycetes; Eurotiales; Aspergillaceae. Gene Ontology annotation, molecular function: acyltransferase activity, transferring groups other than amino-acyl groups. The record is from RefSeq and is a predicted model, not a curated record. The transcript has a single exon.
CGCCCACCCAACCACCACCAUGUCUACCUCUACCUCCCCAAUCCACAUGUCGCCGGACUUCACCAUCCCCACCCCCCGCCUCCACAUCUCCUACUUCAUACCCACCAACCCCGCCCACCCCGCCUUCCUCGCCCACCUCUGGAACACCCCCGAAUACCUCGCCACCAACGGCAAAACCUCAAUUACGGACUCCGACUCCGCACGGAAAUUCCUCGAAAACCGUAUCAUUCCGCUUUACACCCGACGGAUCGGCAUGAUGCUCGUGCACCUAAAGCCCCACCCCGACGCCUCACUAGACGAAAGCACCCCCAUCGGCACGGUCAGCCUCAUGCAAGGCGAGCCACCAAACGGCUACGGCGCACCAGAUAUCGGCUUCUGCAUAUUGCCCGAGCACCAAAAACAGGGCUAUGCGACGGAGGCCGCGAAAGGGUUCAUCGAGCACGCGCAACGCGAGUCGGGCGUGCCUGGGGUGUUUGGGUUUUGUUCCCCGCACAAUGUGCCGAGUCGGAAGACUUUGGAGAAGAUCGGGUUGGAGUUUAGGGGGGUCAGGAAGUUGAGGGUGUUUGGGAAUGAGGAGAGUUUGGUUUUUACGUUGCCGGGGAUGGAGGAGGAUUUGGGGGUUUAUGGGGUUGAUCCGUGAGGAUGGUGUGGG